UUCAGCUUUACUCUACCUUAGCUUCUUUUUUCUUUUUUUUUUGUGUCUGAUGCACCCACUUCAUUGAUCAUUAGGACACAUUAUUCGGUACAACUUUGCCCUAGUAUUUUUUAUUAUAGUGAUACAUGCAUAUCCCCAGAAUAUGCCCAGGUGGUGUGUUGAUGGCUUUUCCGAAGCUGCUUAUCUCGUCCUACAUGACUUAUUUUAGGAAAGAAGUUUCUAAUCCGGGAACCACACUUUAUAUGACUGUUUUGUAUAUAAAGGUCGCGGAAAGGGACCUGGAGGAUCAUUUCUCAAAGGAGGGAAAAGUUGGUUAUUUUAAGUUUAUGUAUUAGUAGGUUAUUUUCUCAUUCCUUCUCCAGUUCCCUCUCCUGCAGUUCUUCCUAGUUGUCCGCAAGGUUUUUGUCCUCCAAAAUCAUGUGUAUCAUGUUUUUCUUCUAGUUUAUCCAUAGUAGAGUCUGGUAAAUGUGUAAACUGCAGAGAGAUUUCUGGUGGCAUCUUGACCAGAAUAGCUUCCCAUUAUCCUGUAUUGAUUUCCUUAAUUUUUUCUGAAUUUUCUUUUGUUGGAGUCCCACAUCGGUGGGUUAAAGGGGCCUUGGUCUCCUUAUAUGGUCUUGGGCAAUCCUUCCCUCAUGAGCUAGCUUUUGAAGUUGAGUUAGGCCCAAGGUCUAUUUCUUUGUCAUGGUUUCGGAGAUAGGCCCACCCAGUUCAUUGUUUCCGAUGUUGGGUCCCCCGUCUUAUAUUGUCCAUGCUCCAGAUGUUCAGCCCAGCCCUGCGUGUGCGGGGCUGUUGGAGUUCCACAUUGGUGGGUUAAAGGGUCCUUGGUCUCCUUAUAUGGUCUUAGGUAAUCCUUCCCCUAUGAGCUAGCUUGUUUCCGAUGCUGGGCCCCCCGUCUUAUAUUGUCCACGCUCUAGAUGUCCAGUCGUGCGCGUGCGGGGGUGUUGGAGUCCCACAUCGGUUGGUCUCCUUAUAUGGUUUUGGGCUCCUCCCCUCAUGAGCUAGCUUUUGUGAUUGAGUUAGGCCCAAGGUCCAUUUCUUUAUCAUGAUAUCAUAGUUAGGCCCACACAGUUCAUUGUUUCCGAUGUUGGGCCCCCGUCUUAUAUUGUGCACACUCCAGAUGUCCAGCCCUGAGCAUGCGGGGUGAUAUUGGAGUCCCACAUCGGUUGGUCUCCUUAUAUGGUUUUGGGCAAUCCUCUCCUCAUGAGCUAGCUUUUGAGGUUGAGUUAGGCUCAAGGUCCAUUUCUUUAUCAUGGUAUCAGAGACAGGCCCACCCAGUUCAUUAUUUCCGAUGUUGGGUCCCCCGUAUUAUAUUGUCCACGCUCCAGAUGUCCAGCCCUGGGCGUGGGGGGUGUUGGAGUCCCACAUCAGUGGGUUAAGGGAUCCUUGAUCUCCUUAUAUGGUCUUGGACAAUCCUCCCCUCAUGAGCUAGCUUUUGAAGUUGAGUUAGGCCCAAGGUCCAUUUCCUUAUCAUCUUUAAAUUUUAUUGACUAGGUGAAAUCAGUUUUUCUUGAAAUGGAGCGCGUUCUCGAAUUUUUCAUGGUUUUGCUUUUAUAACAAUGGAUAGUCUGGAAGAUGCUAAUCGUUGCAUCAAACACCUUAAUCAGUUGGUUCUUGAAGGCUGUUACAUUACAGUGGAAAAGUCUCAACGGAAACGCGCAAGGACCAUAUGCCUGGUUUCUAUCUCGAGUUUAAUAAAGCAAGGGGCUAUCGUGGUGACCGUGGUAGGUAUAGAGUUCCUGAGGACUAUGGGUACCGAAGAUCUCCAAGGCAUUCACCACAGAGGUGGACGAGAUUAUUCUCCUAGGCACUCGCUUAAUGGGGGAAAGUCAAGAAGGAAAUGUUCAUGUUCUCCAUAUGAAAGGAGCUAUCCUCGUGGUUUCAGAUAGGACUUCAUCAAGGCAUGUUCUUUAAACAACUGCAAUGGAAAAACUGCUAACAAGGAUCUUUAUAGUAUGGUGUGUCUAGGCUAAGGAAGGAUUAUGGUCUAAAUGAAUGAAUGUUUGGUAUGUAUGUAUAUUUUGCUAAUCUCUGGAUGACUUCCUUCCUAAUUGUACCUUUGUUUGCAACAAGGUUUAAGUAGUGAACAAAAUGAAAUCACAACCCUUGGGAUA
This is a messenger RNA of Capsicum annuum, 2111 nucleotides long. Its product is annotated as serine/arginine-rich splicing factor SR45a. Lineage: Eukaryota; Viridiplantae; Streptophyta; Magnoliopsida; Solanales; Solanaceae. The coding region runs from base 1557 to 1886 and encodes 109 amino acids. The record is from RefSeq and is a predicted model, not a curated record. The transcript is spliced from 3 exons.